AUGAAGCGCCGGCGUUUGCUAUAUAAGCAGCCUCUUCCUGCCGCGCCGUCGAGUGAUGAGCUUGGGCAGGUGAGAACGCUUGUGAGAGACAAGUGGGUUGCCUCCUACCUUGCCGAGCAUGGACGUGGGGGUCAGGAUGCACGUGCUGCGGCCAAACGAGAGUUCACCUCAGCCGCCAACAAGCGUCAGAUGCUGAGUUCCAUGCUGGAGUCUGGGCAGGUACCACCCCGGCUUCAUGCAGCAGCCACCCGUCUAAUCAUGGCUUGGACAUCUGAGACGCCCCUCCGUGGCCCACAUGAGGUGGAGGAGGAUGUCAUGAGUUCGUACCGUGGCAGUGGGACUAUGUUUCGGUAUUCAGGGUCGUGGAGCCGUGUGGACGAUGCCGCAAUGUCGGCGGUGCUGGUUGCGAAGGGUCACAAUGGCAUUUCUGAGGUAUGCAGUCGCCUCAAGUGUCACCCCUAUGUGCAAGGAUUGUGGGACGAGUUCUCGGCCUUCAGGCAGCAGCUGGUGUCAAGCACACCUAUCACGCGCUGGACUGCAGCCAUGGAGCUACAUGUGGAAGCUUCGCUUGCGGCCAACCCUCCCAUUCCAUCGGUACACAUACAUUUUAUGUUUGAUGCCAUUGGCAAGACCAUCUCAUUUCGAAAUGAGCCUGGAUUGAAGUUUCGCAACUCGCAGCCGUACAGGUCGCUUGCAGCACCAGUCGCCCGCGGACGGGCUUGCAAACGAGCCUAUGAUCAGGGGCACUUUUACUUGACUCCGCUCAAGACAGGUGCCAUACUCCAUGCCACAAAUGCACCACCGUUCAAGUCCUAUGCAGUGUCUCCAGAAUGGAUCACAAGCAUGUGGCAAGGGGAUAAAUUGUCUCCGGAAUCGGCCAAGGAACUCUAUCUCAAGUGCAAAAAGCACGUCAAACAGUAUUGUGACAAUGUCACAUCACAGGUCCAGAUGACCCAGCAGAGCAACUUGCAGGAACGCCAGGCUGCAGCACAGGCAGCCUUGCUCCGCAUGCAUCGUCCUCGGGUGUAUCUGGAACCAGUGGAACAAGAGUUCUUGCCUCAAUUCCAGGUGGAUGCUUUCAGACGACGCUUCUUGGUGCUGGACGGACCCACGAAGCUCGGCAAGACGAUCUUUGCCUCCAGCCUUGCAGGACCCGAACACACUCUGGAGUUGAAUUGUGCAUCGUCCAUGGAACCCAAUUUGCGGGACUUCAACAAUGAUGUUCAUCGCGCGAUCGUGUUUGAUGAGGCAUCUUGUGCCAUGGUUCUCCGGCACAAGAAGCUUUUCCAGGGUGGUGUGCAACCACUGGAACUGGCCAGCUCCAACACGAAUUGCUACUCUUACAAGGUUUGGGUCUAUGGCACGAUGAUGAUCGUCACAAGCAACACCUGGACUGCAGAGUUGCAUGAGCUGUCACCUGAGGACGCAUCAUGGCUGCGUUCCAAUUCGGUUGCAUGUCUUCGAAGAAAGAUUUCUUCGUUGUCACGGACGAGAAGAGCCGAGAAGCAGCGGGAAGCCAACAUGGGCUUGAAUCCCCGUCAAGUGUUUGUCUUAUUGGCGAUUUAUGUACUUACUGGUGACCCAGCGGUGGCUCUCGAGUAUAUCAGCGCGAAGGCUGCGCGUGAAAGGAUGGAAGAGGCAGACGCAGAAGACAAGAAACGAUAUGUAGAAGAGCUGUACCUCAAAACAAGCUUGGAAGACAUAGCAUCGCUGCAGGAUCCUUCUGGUUCGCGGCAGGGCAUUUACAAGACUGCACAGCGUUGGAUUGCCAGACGAAGAACCAGAAACUUCGUGUGCAAUAUGAAUGCGAUUGGCGUGGCUCCAAGUUCAGAGCAAGUUGCAGAAGAAUAUCGCAAACAAAGUGCGUCCUCUGUACCAACUACCGAUGCCCGUGGAUUACGAGCCUGGAGCAGUCGCUUCCGUCGCAGUUUUGCCUUCCGGCUGGGCAAGAUGAAAGCGGCCAAGCCAGUGGAAGAUGUUUGUGCAAAGGCCGGGUGCUGGGUUCUCGAGACUUCCUGCACGCGUAACACCGCAUGCUUAUGGUAG
Messenger RNA from Symbiodinium sp. CCMP2592, 2046 nucleotides. Lineage: Eukaryota; Dinophyceae; Suessiales; Symbiodiniaceae. The record is from the annotation of a GenBank genome assembly.